GACCCCUGCCCUACCCUAACCGCCCCCCUAUAACUCUGCUAGCCCGAGCUGACCGACGAGCAGUGCAACAAACGACGAAUCCUAUUGAGCUCCCCCCUGUCUGUGCCUGUGCCGCACGCACACGCGAUUCCACUCGGCUGAACCUGGUCGCCGAUCGAUUUCUUCUUCCGGUUGAGCGAGGCGUGCAAGCUACAGCGUGCUGCCCCUAGCUCGCUCCCCGCCGCUUGGUUAACUAGCCGGCGACCCCGGCUGCCGAUCCUGCUUCAUAGGCUCCAUAGGCUUCCUUUCUUGGCCCCUGCUUCAGCUCCCACUUCUGUCUGCCUCCGAGGUGAAAGUAAGAGCGGAAGAACCUGACUGGUACCAGGGGAGCUAGCUAGCCUAGCAAACAUGGCCACCGCCUCCACCAUGUCCCUGCUCCCCAUCUCGCACCUCAAGCAGCUGCAGCAGCAGCGGCGCACGCGGCUCGCCAGCGCGCGCUCCGGGAAGGUGGUCGUGCUCGGCCGCCGGAGGCGACACGUCGUGCCGAGGGCCCGGCUGUUCGGUCCGGCCAUCUUCGAGGCGUCCAAGCUCAAGGUGCUGUUCGUGGGGGUGGACGAGGAGAAGCACCCGGGGAAGCUGCCCCGGACCUACACGCUCACCCACAGCGACGUGACGGCGCGGCUGACGCUGGCGGUGUCGCACACCAUCCACGCCGCGCAGCUGCAGGGCUGGUACAACCGCCUGCAGCGGGACGAGGUGGUGGCCGAGUGGAAGAAGGUGCAGGGCGCCAUGUCGCUGCACGUCCACUGCCACAUCUCCGGCGGCCACUUCCUGCUCGACCUCAUCGCGCCGCUCCGCUACUACAUCUUCCGCAAGGAGCUCCCCGUGGUUCUGAAGGCGUUCGUGCACGGCGACGGCAGCCUGUUCAGCCAGCACCCGGAGCUGGAGGAGGCCACGGUGUGGGUCUACUUCCACUCCAACAACCCCAACUUCAACCGCGUCGAGUGCUGGGGCCCGCUCCGCGACGCCGCCGCGCCCUACGACGACGACAACGCCACCGCCGACUCCCCAGCCGCCGACGCGGCCGUAGCGACCACGGCAACGGCCGCAAACGAGCAGGCGAUACGCGCGGGCCAGUGGCCGCGGCGGUGCCCCGGGCAGUGCGACUGCUGCUUCCCGCCCGAGUGCCUCAUCCCCUGGCCGCAGGAGCACGAAAUGGCCGCCGACGCCGGCCAGGCGCCGCCGCAGUGACAUGGCCCGGACAUACUACGUAGACUAGCCGAAUUGUUCAGCCUGCGAGAAGAAGGUACAUACACGCAGCGCAUGCAUUGGCGGCAAGAAAGCACCAUUGCAUGCAUGCAUGCGCUGCGCUAUUCUUUAAUUGGUAGAGCUUGAUAAUUAAUUAGCUCAGCUCUAGUGCAUGCUUAGGUUAGUCAGGCAAAUGUAAUACCAUGCGUGUGUCCUGUAAAUACAACUAUUUAGAUGGCGAGCAAGCGUAUCAUUUGGGGGUAAAAGUUAAAUCAAAGGUCGGUCUGCAAGAUAGGCAGUACUAGUAGCAAGAUUUCACAGUUUCAUUUGUACAAUGUUGACACUUGGAAGUUGGAACACGGCCGGGUUUGUGUA
This is a messenger RNA of Triticum aestivum (bread wheat), 1602 nucleotides long. Its product is annotated as protein STAY-GREEN, chloroplastic. The record is from RefSeq and is a predicted model, not a curated record. The transcript is spliced from 3 exons. Gene Ontology annotation, biological process: chlorophyll catabolic process. Bases 388 to 1230 code for a protein of 280 amino acids. Lineage: Eukaryota; Viridiplantae; Streptophyta; Magnoliopsida; Poales; Poaceae.